Molecule: messenger RNA, 1071 nt
Organism: Parnassius mnemosyne (clouded apollo)
Lineage: Eukaryota; Metazoa; Arthropoda; Insecta; Lepidoptera; Papilionidae
Source: the annotation of a GenBank genome assembly
AUGGAAGACAGCGCAUUCAUGAGGUGCACCAAAUGUAAACAAUACUACGAUAUUCUGUGUGUCAAUUUUAAGGUAGAAGUAUUUGCAACAAUGUCAUCAGAAUUUAAAAAUAUGUGGAUAUGUUUCGAAUGCCGUAGCAAAAUACCUAAGCUUGAUAAUUCACUUACGCCAGUACGCCAGCAGUUGAGCCACGACACGACUGCCGUUGGGGAUUGCUUGGAUGUAUCGAUGCAUACCCCGGAUAAUGUCACAUUCCGAAACGGAAAGCGUCCUGCGCAAUUAGUGGUAAAGAGCAACCCGUGCCCCCAAAAUACGGCUCCUUUAGUACAUGAAAUAAAACAAAUGCAGGACGACUUCGAAUUGCGCCUUACCAUGAAAAUAUGCGCACUACUUAACGAAAAAUUUAAUGUAUUCAAGGCCACGGUAUUUGAAAAAAUUAGCAAUUUAACCUGUAAGAUUGACAAAUUAGAAGAAACAAUCCUAACAAUGGACAAAAAUAAUAGUGUAUCAACGCAGUGCUAUGCAGCGGCGGUACAGCACCCUUCAAACGUUGAUAGUGGGAAGACUAAGCCGAAUGUAAAAUCUGGCCCUCAGCAGAAAAAUAAGGGAGCUUCGGGCAAACCUAAUCCAUCUGCAAAAGUAAACGCAUCCAUCUCUUCUUUAGCGCCAGUUUCAACUUUAGUCUCUGAUUCCGUAACUUCAGUUUUGAGUGUGAGCCAUGAGGCAAUUCUUGCACCCCGGGAUGGCGCGGCGCAAAAAGACCCGGAAGAGUGGAUACAGGUGAGACGUAAAUCUGGACGCGCAUCAUUGCCCGGCGUUCUUCGCGGCACGGCAGCGCCGGGAGUGACGAAACUGCGUGCAUCUGAGAGGUGGAGGUACUUGCAUCUCUACUAUGUCCAAGAGGGUACCACAGUCGAGGAGGUGCGUACUCAUCUACACUCUAUUAGUGGAAACAAUGAUUGCUCAGUGGAAGAACUGAAACCUAGGGGGCGUUACUCAUCGUUCAAGCUGGGAGUCCCGUCCAGAAUUGCGUUAUGUCACCAAGCAACUGGGCUGAAGACAUCUGUAUAA